Molecule: messenger RNA, 2745 nt
Organism: Geosmithia morbida
Lineage: Eukaryota; Fungi; Ascomycota; Sordariomycetes; Hypocreales; Bionectriaceae
Exons: 3
Coding region: 1-2745 (914 amino acids)
Cellular component (GO): microtubule organizing center
Source: RefSeq, a predicted model, not a curated record
AUGACGUCGCACAGCGGCAAUUCGGCUGCCUCGCAUAACAGCUCCUCGUCGCAACCCCACGCGUCUCGGUACUACCAUCCCCACCACCUGUCCAACGCCCCUGGCUCGCCUAGUCUAGUCCUGAGGCCCUCGCCUCAGCUGUCCCGGGAGGCUAGCAUCGACUCCGGGAGGCAGACGCCCAUCUCCUCCUUCUUGCAGGAGAAGCUGCAGAGGGAGCGCCAGGCCGAGGGCUACAAGCUGUCCUCCACACCCAGGCCCACCCACGAGUCGAGCGCCUACAGCGACAUUGCCAACAGCACUGGAAGCCGGUCACCGUCCAGGCAUCCGGCCCACGACCCCAGCCGGCCCCAGACCAGCAACAGCACAGAUCCUGCUCAGAAGAAGGGACUUGCCCUCAAGGAUAUGGAACAGGUUAUAUCCGGUCUCCACAAGCAGAAUUUCGAUCUCAAACUCGAACUCUACCACCGCCGCGAGAAGCAGUCCAAGCUGGAGGAGCGCAUCGACUCUCUGGAGUCGGACAAGGCUCAGAUGGAGAGUGUUAACGGCAAGAUCAUGGCCGAGCUGGAGAAGCGCGACAGGGCCGUCGAGGAGGCCGUCGCUAUGAUCGUCACGCUCGAGGCCAAGGUCGAUCAGCUCACCGAGGAGCGCGACAUGGUGCUGCGCGUCGAUGCCCAGCAAUGGUUUGCGUCUGAAAAGAGCCAUACCCCGCCGGCGCUGCUCCAGACCCAGCCCAGCACCCGCGACUUUCCCCACAACGACGACGAUCUCCGGUCGCUCAAUCGCAUGCCUAGCUUCGUAUCCGACAGGAGCGACCGGACCGAGAAUCUACGCAACGUCUACCUCGGCGUCAGGGGCAGCGUCCUCAGCCUGCCGCGCGUGUCCGAGGGUCACCAGGAGUCGGAGGCCAGCAUGGCUAACGGCCUGGCCAGCCCCACCCUCAGCAUGCUGAGCGAGAGCUCCUUCACCAGCGUCUACGGCCAGUCGGCCCACGAGAAGACGGUCCUAUCCAAGAUUGAGCCUCUGGCCCUCGACGACGACGCCGCCGUCGGGCUGGACUCCCACCCCCGAUCUCACGACCGGCUAGGUGCUAGGUCCAGCACCCCCCGGCAGCCUGCGAGGUGCCCGCCUCCGUCUCGGACGAGUACGGGCGGGCAGUUCCAACCCUCGGCAAACAACACCCUGGCCAACUCUCCGCUGCAGAGGGUGGGCAGGCCCACGCCCUCGGUCUCUCCCAGGCGGGAGCCGGCCUCGGCCCCCACGAUCCCUGCCAGGCACAGGAGCUCGUCGGGUGGCGGCAAGACGGCCGCAUCUCCGGCCCGCCGGCAGCAGACGCGGGAGGAGAAGAAGAAGAAGGAGGCCCUGCGCAAGGUCGUGACGGAUGCGGCCGCCGGUGGUGUGAGCCUGAACGAGCCGGCUAUGCCCCCGACGCCGGACACGAUUGCCUCGUCGACGCUGAGGCGGUACAAGGAUUCGGACGACACGCUCGAUGGGAGGAACGACGGCACGGAGGGACCCGGGAUCACAGAGGAGAGGAUGGCCGCCCACAGCCAGCAGCAGCCACCGGCAGUGAAGCGGCCGAGGUCUGCCGACGAGUCGACCGUGUCCCACAGGCGGGGCCGCGGACGCGGCUGGGGCGCCGACGACGGCGAUUCCGACACAGACUCGUUCGAUUCAUCGCUCGACAUCUGGCUGCGAGCCGGGUCCAAGCCGGCGACAGAGGAGAGGGUGUCGCCCGACCUCUUUGGGUUCCCGACGGAUCCGUGCAAGGGAGGCUGGUCCAUGAGCGCCAUGUACGGCCCCAGCAGCACCUACGCCACGGGCGGAGCGAGCAUCCACGCCAACAGCGACCAGCUGCACGACCUGUUCUCGGCCCAGCAGGCUCUGUUCGGCGGCCCCGCGCAGGCUGCGGCACCCGCACGGCAGCAGGAUCAGUCGUCCCGGCAGGAGGAGGAGGGACCGGAACCGGUCCGGACCGGUGACGCCGCCACGCCGAAGCCGGCUAGCAGACCCGGGAACAUCAAGGUUCCGCGUCGCCGCAGCCGUCACGCCCGGAGGAACAGCGACGACGGCCAGGCUCGAGCAGGUAUGAAGACGCCUGUCCCUGCUCAGUUCCCGCGUCCUCCGCCUCAGCAGCCGGACGGCGGCAACGGCAACGGGACGCCUCAGCAGAGGCCCGGCCACUACCCGCCCAUCGCGGGGCACGGCGGUGCGCGCAGCGGGCUCAGCCGGCUCUUCCGUCGUUCGCUGGGCAGCGCGUCACCGGCGCCAGGACAGCCGCCGCCGACCAGCGCAUCCGACAAGGGUCCGCAGUUGGCCGAAACGGAACCUGCCUCGAGCAAGAACGAGCAGCAGCAGCAGCAGCAGCAGCAGCAGGGCCCCGUAGCUCCGGGAUUGGCCAGCCGCAGCGGCGCGCUUGAUGACGAGAGGUCCGGCUCCACGCCGCCUCCGAUCAUGCGAAAUCAUCGUUCCGGACGGGGCCACAGCGCGUCCGUGUCCGAGGUGGAAUCUAAGCAGUCGACGGCGGCGGCAGCGGCGGCGGCAGCGCACGGUGACGAGACGGAUGAAGCAGCAGCGCCCAGUAAGGAUAUGCCAACGCCCGGGUCGCCGCAGGUGCCUCGGGAGGGUGGGCAGCAGCAGGCGGAUAGCGGAACGUCGGCUGCAGGUUCAGCGACGGGGUCUCGGAGGAAGUGGCUCCCACAGUUUGGAAGGACGGCUUCGGCCACUCUGAAGAAUCGCGUCGGCUAG